UCUUGCACAUUUUCUAUUAAUAUUUUAUAGAUUAGAUUACAAUGAGUCGUUUAGGACAUUCAUCUCGAAUCUUUCGGCCGAAUUUACGUUCCAGGAGAUCAUUACUCUCAGAUCUUAAUCAAACUCAAAUCUCGAGUACGGUUAUCGAUCCACCCAACCACGUCACAACGACCUCAACCUCUCUAGCCUGCUUGCCGUUAAACGUGUUGACCAAGAUCUAUUCAAGACUUGACCUCACUACCUUGGGUAACCUCGGUCUGGUCUCUAAGAGUUUAGCAGAUACUGUUAUUGAGUUCUUGGAGCAGGAUAGUGUGUCCUCUAUGUUGUUCCCCAGCUGUAUCCAUUUAGGAAUAGAGGAGGAGAAGACUAAGUAUAUUAUUCGAGGCAGUCAACGUGUUUAUACGAUGAAUUCUAGCAACCUGGCAUCAAACUAUAGGAGCUUGGGAUUGAUGAUUAAGAGGGUUAGUAUGGUGAAACCAACUUCUAUUCGUCUAUCUCUAGCAUACAGUGUAAUGCACAGGAUAAGUCUGAUUGUGGCAUCUGGGUCUAACAAGGAACUGAUGACAGGGUUUGGUAUCUACUUCCAUUCAUUCACUAGGGGCUGGAGAUCAGAUGAAAGUGAAGCUGCGGCUAGGAUGAUUUCAUCUCACAAUAUGGCAGAGAUUCAAUCCUUACUCCAGGAGGAGUACAUUUUCGGUUCCAACCCUAUCCUGGAGAUCACAGUCAGGAACUUCCUCAGGGCAUUCUUCGUCGAUGUGGAGAAGGAAAACAGGCUCUCCUGGUUGCUGGCCAUGGUUCGUAUAUUCGUCCCAUUCCGUGAGUCGGAGAAGGUUGGGAAACUGCUCUGCCUCGCCUCUGCUCCUCUCAAGGAAGCAAGAUGGUUGGAGGGAAUACAAUGGAAGGAUAAUAUGGAAGCAGUUCCGGCUUGUGUCAAGGUGGCGAACUAUAGAUAUCAGGAGCUCGUCAAAAUUAUUCUUAAUCUGGAGAGAUUAGGUGGAUAUCAAGGUUCAGAUAAUUGUCUGAUGAAGGUUCUCUCUGUGGUAUUCCGAACUCCCCAACCUUGGUUACCGGAGAAUAAAGCUAGUUUUCUUAUCCUCUCAGGUCCUAGGAUCACAAGGCAGUACCUGGCGUACUUAGUGAACCAGGCAGUACAAUGUAACAGGAUGGACCCACCUAUCACCAGAGAAUCCUUCAACCUGGUUGGAGAUGUUCUUCUUGGUCUCUUCCUAAUGCAAUCUAGGUUUAGGAGAUCUAUGGAGCUCAUCUACAUCAGAUUGGAUGAAUUGAUCCCUUUACUACCCAGCUCUGCCCGGAAACCAUUCUUCAACGCAGUCUGGGGCUCUAUCUCCAGGGAGAUGGUUGAAGUGAGGGAGGGAGUGGAGGAUGAUUGGGCUAAAGAUUCAUCCUUCCAUAUAUACUCAGUCAUUCGGACUCUAGGAUUGAGGUUAACAGUUAAGGGAUUUCUCAAUCGUGAGAAUACAGAGAGGAUGGAUACAUCAGAGAUUGAGGAUUAGUGUCUAUACUCCAAGGUUUAGACUGAGCUUUAGAGAUAACCAUACUCCAAGGUUUAGAGCUCGAGAGAUAACCAACCCAAGAUUUAAAUGAUAUCUUGUAUCCUAGGGGGCUAGUCUAUUUCCACAUUUAAGCUUAGAUUGAAAAUUCGAUAUGCUAUAAUUAUAUUUAAACCUGUUAUAAACUAAUAUUUGUAACUCGAAAUGAUUUGUUAAAAAAUUAAAAUUUAUUGUUAUGUUUUUACCCUUUUUCUAACCUAAAUAAGGAGAUAGUUGUUCAACUUUAAUGAAUUAAUUUUAAUUUUGAGUAUUAUUUCUGCUACCCAGCUAAAAAAUAUUCUUUCUGCUCCUAAUAAAAGAGGAUUUAAAAUACUUAUGAGAUCAAAUAAACCUGUCUAAUGUAAAUUCAGAGAUUCUAUUCAACAAAUAUUUUGCAAUUGCAACAAAGAAGAUUGAGACAUCUUACACAAUUCAAUUAAUAUCAAUAUCAUUUUAUGAACUAUUCAUUUCAUGUUAACUGAGACGCCAUGUAUGUUUUGCAAAUCAGCAAUAAAAUGUUGCUUGUA
This is a messenger RNA of Eurytemora carolleeae, 2077 nucleotides long. Its product is annotated as F-box only protein 47. Gene Ontology annotation, molecular function: protein binding. Lineage: Eukaryota; Metazoa; Arthropoda; Copepoda; Calanoida; Temoridae. The record is from RefSeq and is a predicted model, not a curated record. The coding region runs from base 42 to 1514 and encodes 490 amino acids. The transcript has 12 exons.